UCUAUUAUCUAUGGUCUAUGAUAAAGUUAAAGAUCGUGUUAGAGCAUUCUUAUUACCCCAAUUAUUUCGCUAUUGAGGAUAUUAUUGCUACACAAGAAAAGGCACCCUGCAAGUUUCUUGUGAACAUUCCGAAGUUAGGAAAAUUAAACGCGGCUUCUGAAGAAGAUGACUUGAAAGCUGGAACAUCAUUAGAACUGCCAGUUUGGCUUGUACAACAACUAGCUUCUGGGAGGCAACCUCUUGUAACAAUCGAUUUACCAAAAAGUUACAAACCAGCUUAUAGGGAAAUAUUAAAAGCAGAUGCAACUGCAGUUGAUUUGCACAAAUUUGGAUUAUACUUUUAUGAAUUAGGAUGUCAUAUUGCACAGUUUGAUAAUCAAGGGGAUGUAAGGGAAAUAUUAGUACAUACAUUUACUACAAGAUUUAAGCAACUGAUGGAUUUGGCAGAUAACAUUGGUCUAGAUCCUUCAGCAAUUGAUAAACUUGAUAUGUUAGAACGAAAACUUUUUAAAGAUGGUAACUUGGCAAGAAACCUUUUAAACAAUUGGUUAAACAAUUCAAUAAUUCCUAUGGGAGCAGCUACCAUGGUUGUUAAUCAUAGAAAAAGAAAGCGUAUAAAUGUAGAAUAAGAUUAGUUUGUACAGGUAUACUGUUGCUAAUUUGUAUUUGUAUCAAAUAUAAAAUGUAUGAAUUA
This is a messenger RNA of Agrilus planipennis (emerald ash borer), 694 nucleotides long. It is a transcript of the gene Psf3, whose product is annotated as DNA replication complex GINS protein PSF3. Gene Ontology annotation, biological process: mitotic DNA replication initiation. The transcript is spliced from 4 exons. The record is from RefSeq and is a predicted model, not a curated record. Gene Ontology annotation, cellular component: GINS complex. Lineage: Eukaryota; Metazoa; Arthropoda; Insecta; Coleoptera; Buprestidae. The coding region runs from base 18 to 629 and encodes 203 amino acids.